CAUAGCAUGAAUAAGAAGGAGCUGCUCCAUGGCUCAGGACCACUCUCCUAGGACUCCGGCUUCUUGACUUCUGCCCCUCCGCUCCUGCACCCCAAAACUCCAUCAUGGCUGGAGAAUUCUCUGCUGACCAGAUUGAGGACUUCAAAGAGUCCUUUGGUCUCUUCGACAGAGUUGGUGACAGCAAGGUUGCCUACAACCAGGUUGCUGACAUCAUGCGUGCCCUGGGACAGAACCCCACCAACAAAGACGUGAAGAAACUCCUGGGUGACCCAUCUGCUGACGAUAUGGCCAACAAAAGACUUGACUUUGAUGGUUUCCUGCCAAUGCUGAAGACCGUUGACGCCAACCAGAAGGGUACCUAUGAUGACUACGUUGAGGGUCUGCGCGUCUUUGACAAAGAGGGCAACGGCACAGUGAUGGGUGCUGAGCUGCGCAUUGUGCUCUCAACACUGGGUGAGAAGAUGUCCGAGCCCGAGAUCGAGUCUCUCAUGCAGGGACAGGAGGAUGAGAACGGCAGUGUCCACUAUGAGGCUUUCGUCAAGCACAUCCUGUCCGUGUAAGAGGCUGUCCGCUGAGAGAGUGGUGAAGAAGGCUGAACUAUAUCUGCAGACCCCAUGGUGUCAGGACAUCCAUUCUGUUUUGAAGACCAAUCAAUAAAAAGGACUAUGGGAUGUCACUUCUAAACCAUUCAGUUUUUUCCCCUUUAUUUGUUUUCUACCCUCUCGCCCACUUUUUUUUUUUUUUUGGAAGUUACAUCGUCCUUUCAUGCAGUUGACCCUCCUUGCCUUCUUGUUCCGCCCGGGGCGGCCGUCCACAGUCGGCUGGAGACCGGGGAAGAAAGAAAAGGCCACUCAUGAAGUGAGGGUUGGUUUCUUCUUUCUCCACCCAUCCGGGGUUACAACAGCACCGCUAGCUGUGUGUUAAAGGCACAUGACACUGCUGUGGCCAGGCUGCCAGUUUCCCCCAUCCCAAUUUUCACACAGUCAUUUCACAAUAAUUUUUUUCCAAAAGUACACAGAGUUGUUUUUUUGUACGCUAAUGAAUUUGGUCGUAACAUGAAACACAAAAGUAUCUGGUAAGAUACUACAUAAGAGACAACUAUAUGGGUGAUGCAAGUUUAAAAUCAGCUUACAUCAUUUGCAGAUCACUGACAAAAGUCCAAAAAUAAACAUAAAAUGCUGA
Messenger RNA from Sinocyclocheilus anshuiensis, 1182 nucleotides. RefSeq names its product myosin light chain 3, skeletal muscle isoform-like. The record is from RefSeq and is a predicted model, not a curated record. Gene Ontology annotation, molecular function: calcium ion binding. Lineage: Eukaryota; Metazoa; Chordata; Actinopteri; Cypriniformes; Cyprinidae. The transcript is spliced from 6 exons. Bases 105 to 560 code for a protein of 151 amino acids. Gene Ontology annotation, cellular component: contractile muscle fiber; myosin II complex.